Molecule: messenger RNA, 5814 nt
Organism: Myripristis murdjan (pinecone soldierfish)
Lineage: Eukaryota; Metazoa; Chordata; Actinopteri; Holocentriformes; Holocentridae
Gene: pip5k1ab
Product: phosphatidylinositol-4-phosphate 5-kinase, type I, alpha, b
Exons: 16
Coding region: 91-1890 (599 amino acids)
Biological process (GO): phosphatidylinositol phosphate biosynthetic process
Cellular component (GO): plasma membrane
Molecular function (GO): 1-phosphatidylinositol-4-phosphate 5-kinase activity
Source: RefSeq, a predicted model, not a curated record
GGGAGGGGGCUGAGGAGAGGCGCUGGGCUGAGACAUGAGCAUCAAAAUUCAACAGUCGCGCUGUCUGUGAUGUGAACAGUCAAAACCGUAAUGGCGACCGCUGGAGCAGCAGACUCGGGAGCAACAGCCCCGACAGGGCCCAGCGGCAUCCGAAAAGUGGCUUCUCCAGAGAUGCCUGGCUCUUCUGGCUCUACUCAGAGUAUGAAGAAGACCAUUGGACACCGAGGCGUAGAGACCACUACAGGCGAAACCACCUAUAAAAAGACCACAUCAUCUGCUCUCAAAGGUGCUAUCCAGUUGGGCAUCACUCACACAGUUGGCAGCUUGAGCCAGAAAGCUGAGAGGGAUGUUCUCAUGCAGGAUUUUGUAGUUGUCGAAAGUAUCUUCUUCCCAAGUGAAGGCAGUAACCUGACUCCUGCUCAUCACUACAGUGACUUUCGUUUUAAGACCUAUGCUCCCAUUGCCUUUCGUUACUUCAGAGAACUCUUUGGCAUCCGGCCAGAUGACUACCUGUAUUCUUUAUGUAAUGAGCCACUGAUCGAGCUAUCCAACCCUGGAGCUAGUGGCUCCCUCUUCUAUGUAUCAAGUGAUGACGAGUUCAUCAUCAAGACUGUACAGCAUAAGGAGGCAGAGUUCCUUCAGAAACUCCUUCCUGGAUAUUUUAUGAAUAUAAACCAAAACAAGCGGACCCUACUGCCCAAGUUUUAUGGGCUGUACUGUGUCCAGGCAGGGGGAAAGAACAUCCGUAUUGUAGUAAUGAACAAUCUGCUGCCUCGCAGCAUUCCCAUGCACCUCAAAUAUGACCUGAAGGGAUCCACCUAUAAGAGAAGAGCUUCACCUAAAGAGAGGGAGAAGGCGGUGCCCACGCACAAAGAUCUGGACUUUAUCCAGGACCUGCCUGAUGGCCUUCUGCUGGAGGCAGACAACUACAAUGCCCUCAGCAAGACCAUCCAGAGGGACUGCCUACUACUACAGAGUUUCAAGAUCAUGGACUACAGCCUGUUGGUGGGUAUCCACAACCUGGAUCAGGCCAGUCGAGAGCGGGAACGUGGUGGGGGACACUCAGGAGACAGUUGCGCGUCGGAGGGGGCAGUGACACCAGAUCAACGGCGGCCACAAGCCCAGAAAAGUCUGUACUGCACUGCCAUGGAGUCCAUUCAGGGAGAAGCUCGAGGGAAAGGCGCCAUGGACUCAGAGGACCACACGGGUGGGAUUCCAGCUCGUAACACUAAAGGAGAGAGGUUACUGGUGUACAUUGGCAUCAUUGACAUUCUACAGUCUUACAGAUUUAUCAAGAAGUUGGAACACUCCUGGAAGGCCCUGGUGCAUGAUGGGGACACUGUCUCGGUUCACAGACCAGGCUUUUAUGCUGAACGUUUCCAGCAAUUCAUGUGUAACACGGUGUUUAAGAAGAUUCCAUUGAAGCCCUCCCCAUCCAAGAAGAGUCGUGGCGGUGGACAGGGGGGACUAAGGAGGGCUCCCACUCUGGGAGCUCCUACACCCCUGUCCCAUGUCGGGGGGCAGUCAUCGGUUGACUCCAGACUGGUCUACCAAAGCCAUUUGAAAAGCACAGAUGUAGAGGGAGACAAUGGCAUGCAGUCAGACAGACCAGAUUUGGUGCCGAGGACCCCCCCGCUGAUGGGAAGCUCUGCUGACUGUGAGGCAAACCUGUCCACCUCAUCACUAGGCAGCGCAGGACUUGCCUCCUCCUCUCCACCCUUACGAUCUGUAGGAGUGGAGGUGCACAAAUCAGCAAAUACGGACCUCGACCAAGGUGGUUCUCGCAGCAUGGGGGCAGAAGCGAUUGAAGACAAUUCAGGCAACCUGUCUGGAAAUGAAGAUGUCGUGUCACUAUCAGACAUCAUCCCUGAGACCAACAUCUGUUUUUAAAAGUGGAGCCAGUCCCAUCGACAAAUUGGCUCUGGAAGAGAGGAGGUGAGCGGAAGUUGGGAUAAAGAGAAUGAAACUCGCGCAUCCACAGUGGACCCAGCCUCCUCCCUCCCCUGUUGUUUCCUCACCCAUAUAUUCAGGGGAGGCUCUAUCUGUGCUGGUUAAAGGAGCAAGGUGCUGUGGAUAUUGUGACUCUGAGGAAAGCAGUGGUGGGAGGAUCAAGGAGAAGCUGGUGCAUGGUAGGAUGUAGGCUCUCCCAGCCAACAAUGCAGGGUAUGCUGUUUGAUAAACAACUGUUCGUUACUGGUGUCACUGAGAUCAUUUAUUUGUCAUCAUCUGUUACAAAGCCCUACUGUAUCAUAAACAGCUUGAAAAACAGGCUCAUGAGCCUACAUUGGCCGCACUAAAGCAGCCCAGUGACGUUACAUUAACAUACAUUUUGCAUCAUUGCAUAGAUAAUGCCAGUUAAUGAGUUACAAACCUUCUCCUAUCAUCCUCAAAGUAUCACCCUGAGUUUGAGAUUCAUGUCUGUCUGCUGUGAUAUCAAUAGAACAAAAUCAUUACCCAAAUAAUUGUAUUGUGCCCUAAUCACCAGUGGAUGGUGAAGGCAUUAGGAUUAUCAGUUUGGAGGUGCUACUUCAUUUAUGACGUGGAGUCAGUCAUCCUGCCCCCAUUUCACAGCCUUGCAGCAAGAGACUUGAGUGGGCACAGACAGCAGUUGAGCAGGAACACACACACACACACACACACACACACACACACAAAAGCACAUUAAGGGCAUAGCCUGCAUUUGUAGGAGUGGACAUGUGGGUCUGUGUGUACAUGCACAGUGGUUUCAGUUUUCCACGACUCUCUCUCUAAUGUUCCUUUCAUCACAUAUCCACUUUCCUCAGCACUCCUUAUGAGCUGGAGCGCCCUGAUCUAGCUAUUGAUCACACUCUUACUGUUAUCAACAGGAAUUGUUCAAAUCAACAUUUGCUGCUGGUGACUCUACAAUCAUGUAUGCAUUUCUUUGAGUGAUUGUGGAUGUACAGUAUUUGGUUGAGUUCACAUUUUGAAAAGGAAGUGAUUGAUGAGCUGAACUAGGCCCAUACAGUAAUGUUGUUUCAAACUUAGUUUUGAAUUAUUCUGCUGGAAGCUAUGGUGCUGCUCCAAAACUCCAGCUAGGUAAUGUCAUCAGGGUUAAUCUAAUGAGUUAGGCCCGGUAAAAUGUAGGUGACAAAAUUCCUCUCAUAAUUUGUUUUACCAACAUGGCAGACAGCAUAUGUAACCCUGAAAUCUCCCCCUCUGUUGUGACCAUGUGUGCCAAGGUGAAUGAAGAGAAGAGAGCUGUUGACAGCAUCACUGGCCAGUAUAUGCUGUUAAAUGAAGUUAUGAUAAAAAGAUAUUAGUAUAGUAAUGUUUUGUCCACCUAUUGUAAUUUGUCCUUUAUGUCUGUACCAUUACGUUACAUACAGUACUUUUUUUUUUUUUUUUUUUUUUUGUAUGUCUCUCUCCCACCUCUGUACAUAUUGAUACAUCUUCCCGGAUGAAUGUGUUAUUGUUUUUAAUGUUCUGUCACACACAGAGGCCUGCUGUGUUCCUUCACUUAAGGUCAUCAAACUGCCGAUUCUUUGCCUGACGGAUGGACCAACCAAUCAGUAGUCAGAGUUGAAAAGAACUUUAGUUUCUAAUGCUUACACUAAUAUGAUCCCUUUUGGUUAUAUGUCUGUCAAAUAUAUCACAGUAAUAUAUCAGCAUAACUGAUCGUUAUUACUUUAUACUGACAAACAGUAAGAUCAGUUGUCCCUUAUUCAUUUCUGCUGGUUACAGAAAUGAUGGUCACAUCCACUCUUGGACCAAUUAUUCUAUUCAUCAUGUGUAUUACUAACCUUGAUUUUGUGUAUGUAGUCUUGGGCAGCUUUUGAAUGGCUGUUUAUAUAAAUUAUGUUUUUGUUUUUCACAAAGUUUUUGUCAAUUUUCUUAAUGUUUAGGACACUAUAACAAGCCACAGGUGGCUUUUAUCUCUUUUUCUGACACAGAACUUUUAAUCACUACUAAGCCAGGGUUCCCACAUGUCUUAGAAAACACCUGGAAUAUUUGAAAACUUAUAAAAUGUCCUAGAAAAUUAUAAAGUUUGGCUAAGAUUAUAUUUUCAAAAGGUUUUCUGAGGUCACAUUGCACGUUUUUAGCCCCUGGCACCCUUUUCAAUACCCAUUGAUACCCAGCUGUUGUCUUUUGGCGUACUGCAGUGCCCCAUGUGUUUGAAAGGCAAAACACGCAAAAGGACACUAUACUCAGCAUGGUUGAUUGGUUGUGCAAAAUCAACACAUUUGUGUGUUGUUAGCCUGUUGUGAGCAUGUUCAUUUUUUUUAAACACAUAAACAUGUACAACGCAAAAAUUGUGUUGGAAAUGUGUCUAUUUUGAGCUGUUUGACCCCUUUGUCCAAUUUGAAUUAUGUAUAGAAAUCACUGAAUAUGUCUUUGAAAACUCUUGCAAAAUGAAUUCUUAAAAGAGUGGGAACCCUGUAAGAGACUGUAGCAGACCUUAAUGUUUUUUGCAGCAUUUCUUCUAAUGAAUCAAAUGCUUGUUAGGCACACGUGGUCUACACACCGGAGAGGGAGAAGGGGAAAUGUGAGUUGUGAAUGUAGAAAGAUGCAAUGGAGGCAAACUGGCAUGGAAGGAAGAUUACUCAUGUCAAUCAGUGUGUGAUUGCACAAUUUGGGAUUUAGGAAUGAGUCUUUUUUUUUUUUUUUUUUUUUUUUUGUGUAUUAUUGAGACAGGCAUGCCAGUGAAGAGAAGAGCAAAACAGGCAAUCGCUGAGCUUGAUGCAGAGCUCUAAAUACGGACCCAGUUCAGUCAAUUUGAAAAGCAAAUAAGAUGCUUCAUGGGCUAAUACAUGGAUUGAUAUGUUGUAUAAGGUCAUGACACUGGGCUGACCUGCGUUAAACUGGAUGUUUCUUGCAGAAUAAUUUAGGAAUUGUGUAUGUUUAAGUUCCCAUCAAGUCCAUUUUCCUUUGAAUCAAAGAGUUUACUCUUCAGGCCUGAGACAUUUCAAGUCCCCCCCCACCCUGCAACUCCUCCUUUCCAGAAGCUCGCGUAGAAAAAGUAGAUAGUGGUCAUUAUUUACAAAAAGAUCAGUCAAAAGUACAAUUCUGUUGGUUGAAAGACAAACAGCCACCAAAGAAAACACUCCAAGAGAUACUUUUUGAUUAGAAAAGUCUGUUUGAUAUUUCAUAACAGUUGGAUUUUGAUGCACCCUGUUGAAAUCUACAGGUUGCAGAACUACCUAGUUUUUGAUGGGUGGUGCUGUGUAAUUGCUGGAUGAAGACCAGUUUUAUCACAGUUUGUAUUUACUUCACCAUGGCACAAGAGAAACAUCAUCCUUUGGUGCUGAAAGGGCGGUGCACUCUCAACAUAGACACUACAAUAUACAUGAACUAAUGCAAUAUGAGCAAGUCUGCCAUCUUUCAGUUCCAAGAAUCGUAUUUAUUAUUAAUAUUAUUAUGAACUUCUUGUAGGCCGAAAUGAUAAAAGUUGUAAUAUGUACCUUAGAUGAUUGUAUGUAAAAUGUAUACUGACAGAAGGAUGUCUGAAACUUUAUAGAGUGUAUUGCUUAUGGAAGGGGAUUAUUUGACAAUUUCACCUUUUUUAUAUUUCAUGUUUAGAUUGUGAUAUAAGUAUAUUCUCCAUAAUGAUACUGGGUUGAUAAUCUCCCAUGCUUUUCUAUAUGAAUGUUUCACAUGGCCUAAGAGCCAGUGUUGCUGGUUGCCGUCUAUGCUUCAAUUACUAUAUUUUUACUGUGUAUAAAAUGUGUAUAUGUACAUAGGAGUCACGGAAAUGCCUUCUCAUGCGGUAUGUGCUGCCUGUCCCUCCUGCCAUGUUUCAGUUAUGUGGUGGUGAUGUUUUUCAUAAUGUCUCUGAUUUUAAAGGAUUAAACAUAU